Molecule: messenger RNA, 1611 nt
Organism: Rotaria sordida
Lineage: Eukaryota; Metazoa; Rotifera; Eurotatoria; Philodinida; Philodinidae
Source: the annotation of a GenBank genome assembly
AUGAAACGCAAACGAUACGAAUCAACAACAAUAUCAAACAAAAUUUUAUGUUUACAAAAUGGUUCCAAUGUUGAAGUACAACUUGAUGAUGGAAAAUGGCAUUCAGGAAUUAUUAUUCAAUGUCAAUUAAGAAAAUAUCUUGUACAAGUUGAACAACAACAAUAUUGGAUUGAUUUUGAUCUUAUUAGACCAAAUACAAUUAUUGAUCAUAAACGUAAUGUACCAUUUGAAUAUCGUCCCGGUCAAUUUCUUCGUAAUGAAACAAAGUCCACAAGUAAAAUAGUAUCUGAUGAAAAAAUUUUAUCAUCUCCUCCUGAUUCAUCAUCAAUAUCUUCACAAAUUGAAUCUUCUAAUGAAUUAAAAAAAAAACGUUUACCACGAACAACAAGUACAAAUACUGAACAAAAAAAAUCACCAUUUGUUUGGAAACCAAGUACAAAUUCAAUUAUUCAAACACGACGAUCAUCAAAAAGUAAUAAUUCAUUAGUAAUAUUACCUGAAGAAAAUAUUCCUGUUGAUAAUCAUUGUCGAACACGAACAUUAUCAAAUUCAACUGAACAAAAAAUAACAACAUCGAACAGUGUUAAAACAUCAACAGAAAUUCCAUCGUCGGAAGUUCUCAUUUUUCGACCAAUUAUUCGGUUUGUUGAGACAACAGAUAAUGGUGAACAAUCUAAUAAUACAACUUCACCAACACGUCAUUGUUCAAUUGAUGAAGAAAAUGUAAUUAAACAAGAAGAAGAUCCAUCAACUAGUCAUCCAAAUUCUAAACAUGAUGAUUAUACAGAAUCAUUAACUAAUCCUGAUUUAAUUUAUCAUAUAAAUGCUUCAACUGAUAGUCGUUCAUCAUCAACAACAAGUACAGAUAAUCCAUAUAUUGUUAAUCAAUAUGAUUCAAUACCAUCAACAAUAGAACAACAAAUAAAAAUAGAACAAAAAUCAGCAUGUUUUCUUGAAACUCCACCACCAUCAUUACCUGAUAUACAUAUAACACAAGAAUCUGAAUCAUCAUUAGAUAAACCUCAUCAACAAUUAAAAUCUAAACGUAAACAAAAUCAUCCACAACGAAAACAAAUACAAAUAAAUUCACAAGAACAAGGUCAACAAAUAAAUGGUGUACUUAAUCGUUUAUUAUUAAAACAAAAAGAUAAUGAUGAUAAUGAUGAUUUAUCUAAACCAACAAAUGAUUUAUGUGAUCCUGGUUAUUUAUCUGAUGAAUAUAGUGAACCAAUAUCAUCAAAUAAUGAUUUAUUAACAUAUAAAGAUUUAGAAAAUUUUUAUCAUUAUUUAGAACAAUAUCAAAAUCAAACAAUAAAUCAACAAUUAAAUAAUAAUUUAAUAAUUAAUCAAGAUGAUAAAAAUUUUUAUGAACAAUUUAUUAAAUUUAUUUAUAAUAAUAAUGAUAAUUAUGAAAAAAUGAAUAAAUAUCGUUUAGAAUAUUAUCAUAAUAAUAAUAAUAAUAAUAAUAAUCAACGUUUAUGUUUAAUAUCAAAUAUAUUACAAAGAAUAUUUUCAAUAUUUUAUAAUAAAAAUUUCAUUUAUAAUUUAUAUGAAUUUAUACCAAAUGAAAUAAAAAACACAUAUGAAAUUAUGUUUAAAUCAUGUAUUUAA